GAACCUGGUAUCCACGUUUUCCGUGCACUUGUACAAAACUUGGUAAGAGGAAAAGCAAUUGCGUAUGGACUCCGAGAACUUGCUAGACCGGGAACAUAAAAUAUUCGAAUCGGACGAAAGUUCCGAGAGUAGCUCAGCCACCGUCUGCCUCCGGCAUUAGCUGAAAGGGGAAAGGAAAAAGCAGAUAUGAGAAAACUGGUUCUGAAGUCUCUGGCCGGCAGCGUUUCAUCGGUGACGCCGAACUGGUGGAAUAAGAUCAACGGAUCAGUUGAAUGGCAAGAUGGGAUCUUUUACUCUCUAUGUGCUACGUAUGCCCUCGUAUCUGUCGUUGCCCUUAUUCAACUGAUAAGAAUUCAGAUGAGAGUGCCCGGGUAUGGAUGGACAAUACAAAAGGUUUUUCAUCUCAUGAACUGCAUCGUAAAUGGAGUCCGUGCUGUUGUCUUCGGUUUUCACAAAAAAGCAUUUCUUUUCCAUCCCAAGGUGCUAACUAUUGCACUAUUAGACGUUCCUGGAUUGCUUUUCUUCUCCACAUAUACACUUCUGGUCCUGUUUUGGGCUGAGAUCUAUCACCAGGCUAGAAGUUUGCCAACUGAUAAGCUCAAAACCUUUUAUGUAUCAAUAAAUGCUGGAAUAUACGUCAUACAGUCUGGUAUAUGGGUGUAUCUCUGGUUUAAUGAUAAUAGUGCCAUGCGUGUAAUUGGGAAUAUCUUUAUAGCAGUUGUUUCAUCAGUUGCAGCAUUGGGGUUUUUGCUCUAUGGGGGAAGGCUUUUUUUCAUGUUGAGACGCUUCCCUAUUGAAUCCAAAGGAAGAAGAAAGAAGCUUCAUGAGGUUGGAUCUGUGACAGCCAUAUGUUUUACCUGUUUUGUGAUAAGAUGCUUUGUGGUUGUGUUGUCUACAUUUGACUCUGAUGCAUCACUUGAUGUUCUGGACCACCCAAUGUUGAACUUGAUAUAUUACCUGGUGGUGGAGAUUCUGCCUUCAGCUCUGGUUCUCUAUAUCCUGCGCAAACUGCCUCCGAAGCGAGUCUCAGCCCAGUACCACCCUAUUCGUUAGUCAAAGAGUUGCUGUUGCCUUUUUUGUCUUCUAAAAAACAAAGUGAGAUGUGCAACUGCAGAGAAGGAGAAUGGGGGUGAUGAAGUUGUCUGUUUCGCUGGGAAAAGUUGAUCUUGAGCCAAUGUGUUCCACUCAGUUCAUUUUUUUUUAUAUUUUGUAGGGGAAUAUGUUUGUUGUGAAUUGUGAUGUAUGGAAAUAUUAGAAGUUAGAUGAUAGUGUGAAUUUAGUGUACUGUUUCUAAGAAGUGGCACCUAGACAAGGCAUUAUGUACCGUCUUGGGGUGCCAGUUCUUUAAUGGAUUGUUAAAGUAAUCGCCCUUACUAGGAGUAAAAUAUACUCUGUAUUACACAUAAACCUUUUCUCUGAAUAGGAGUCCAUCCUAAUUAUUUUCCUAAAUAGGACUAAAAGUUAAUAUUCUACCCUUAAGGCCUUA
This is a messenger RNA of Cuscuta epithymum, 1486 nucleotides long. NCBI's taxonomy places the organism in Eukaryota, Viridiplantae, Streptophyta, Magnoliopsida, Solanales, Convolvulaceae. The record is from the annotation of a GenBank genome assembly.